ACCACGAAAACUGAAGUCAUGCAAAUUUGAAUUUACUUGAUUUAUUAAAAAGAGUGAGAGACCAUUCUAUGGCCUGUAUAGACUCAAUAAAUGGUGAUAAUUGUCACCACAUUUCUUUUCACCUAUUCAAAAUCAGUUCUUUAAACCUGUGUUGAGAGCUUAUUCGAUUCAUAAGCUUUUCAUUUUCUGCUUUACUAUACUAAGGCAUAUUCAUAAGCUUCUCAUAAACUAAUUUUCAGUAUCUCAUCGCCACAACCUGUGAUCAUAUAUGGCCUCACUACUGCUUGCUUUUCUAAUUCUCCAAUUCGUCCAGACCAAUUGCAAUGUCGAUGGAGGAUCCAUUGAAUUGGGAACUUCACUUGUCGCUGAUGCGCAAUCUACCACCAAUCCAUGGUACUCCCAGUCUAAAAUGUUUGCAUUUGGAUUUCACCCACAAGGUAGCAGCUAUGUGGUUGCAAUCUGGUUAGUGAACUCCGGAGAAACCACCGUUGUGUGGACUGCUUAUCCAGAUGAUCCACCUGUAUCACCAAAUACCACACUCAAACUUACCCAUCAAGGGGAAUUGGUUGUAAGCUCCAAACAGGGUCUCGAUAAUAAGAUCAUUGCAUCCAACGUUUCAUCUGCUGUGAUGAAAGACAACGGAAAUUUUGUCAUGUACAAUGAUCAAAUGGGUGUAGUAUGGCAGAGCUUCGACUAUCCGACUGAUUCCAUGUUACUAGGCCAGAGUCUCUUUGGUGGGCAACAAUUGGUUUCAAGUGUCUCGAAAACCAAUUACUCUAGUGGACGUUUCCGUAUCAAGAUGCAGAUCGAUGGUAAUCUUGUUAUGUAUCCGAAAAAUACAGAGGAUGAUUACGCAAGUGCUUACUGGUCUUCGGGUACCUUUGAGCACAAGACUUCAAGGAACUACCUGUACUUAAAUGACACCGGAUUAAUGCUUAUCAAUGGCAGUAAUUCAGACACCAUCAAGUAUUUCUAUACUACACUAAAUUAUCCUGUUAUAUAUCGUGCAACACUUGGUGAUGACGGAAUCUUUCGGCUAUAUUUUUACAAUGAUAGUAACUCCUCCCCCAUCAUAGUAUGGAAAAAGACAGAUUGUCCUUGUACUGUGAAGAACAUCUGCGGAUUGAACAGCUACUGUACUUUGAAUCAUGAUCAGCCCGAUUGUGUUUGCUUGCCGGGUUCUGAUUUUGUGGAUCUCGAUUUCAAGCAUUGGGGCUGCGAAAGGAAUUUUACAAAAGCAAUGUGCAAAAGCGGGAAAGAAAACGAUACAUAUUAUCAUAUGGUUUCCGAAGAGGGAUUACUGUGUGAAGAUUAUCCUUACUAUCGGGCUAUUACUCAUUUCAAAGAGGAAUGCAGGGAUUCAUGUUUGAAGGAUUGCGAUUGUGAUGCAGCUUUUUUCAAAAACUCUUUCUGCGAAAGAUACAAGUUCCCACUGAGGUACGUUAAAAGAGUUUACGAUGAGCCUACUACGUAUUUGAGUUUCUUCAAGACAAUCAGAGUAAACCUAAAAGCUACUUCAGUGGAUAAGGAGAUGAUGACUUCAAGCAGCAAGAAGACAUGGCUUCUAGUUCUUGUUAUAAGCCUUGUUUUUUCCAUGUAUUCAUGCAUUUCGCUAAGUUUUACAGGAUAUUUCGUAUUCAAAUUCCGUCUUUUUAAGUACGGAAGAUUAUUGGAACGUAGAAGUUUGGGGUUAGCUGAGGACCUCAUCCUGCAAUCAUAUAGUUACAAGGAGCUUAAAAAGGCUACUCAUGGGUUCAAACAAGAGUUGGGAAGAGGGUCGUUUGGAAGAGUCUAUAAAGGGAGUUUCGACAAGGCUAGUAGAGUGAUAGCAGUGAAAAGACUUGAGAAGAUGGUGGAAGAAGGGGAAAAAGAAUUCCGAGCUGAAAUGCAAGUGAUCGGAAAAACCCAUCACAGGAAUCUAGUCCGACUGCUCGGUUAUUGUGCAGAAGGUAAAGAGAGGCUUCUUGUUUAUGAAUACAUGAGCAAUGGAACCCUUGCAGAUCGGUUAUUUAGGUCAGAAACGCUUCCAAACUGGUCUGAAAGGGUGCAAAUCGCGUUAGAUGUGGCAAGAGGAAUCCUCUACCUUCAUGAAGAAUGCAAAACACCCAUCAUUCAUUGCGACAUAAAGCCCCAAAACAUCCUCAUGGAUGAUUUCUGGACUGCUAAAAUCUCCGACUUUGGAUUGGCCAAACUUCUGAUGCCAGAUCAAACCAAGACUUUCACCAUGGUUCGAGGGACUAGAGGGUAUUUGGCACCAGAGUGGCAGAAAAACACUCCGAUAUCAGUGAAGGUGGAUAUCUUCAGCUAUGGGAUCGUGUUGCUGGAAACCAUUUGUUGCAGAAAGAACCUGGAAGUACAAGUAUCCAAUAUGGAAGAGAUAGUUCUUUCUACUUGGGCUUACAAGUGCUUUGAAAGAGGGCAAUUGGAUCUGCUUGUCGGUGAUGAACAAGUGGAUAUGGCGACACUGGAAAGGUUGGUUAAAGUCGGACUUUGGUGUAUCCACGAUGAGCCUGCUUUUCGUCCUUCUAUGAAGUCUGUGGUGCUGAUGUUAGAAGGGAUCACAGAAAUUGCUACUCCUCCUUGUCCAAUUUCCGUUUGAUCGGUUAAACUAAGGCUGAUGUGUUCAAGUUGCCUGUAUAUAUUUGAGACAUCGGAAGAAUGCAUGAAGAGUGAUGAAGACUAAACCAUUAAGGUUAAUUUGAAGUUCUUGAUCAAUUAGUAUGCUGGUCAAAACCCAUUUUCUGCUUGAUAGAAGGUAAAUAAAGUGAACAUUUUAAACUACUAGUAAAUACGUAUGUAAAUUUGAGUGUAUAAAUUCUACUUAAUUAUAACAGUUGGCUCUGUAAUAAUUCAUAACGUGUAUUUAAAGCGUACAAAUAUUUUUGGCUCA
Lactuca sativa (garden lettuce) is the source of this 2890-nucleotide messenger RNA. Its product is annotated as G-type lectin S-receptor-like serine/threonine-protein kinase LECRK3. Gene Ontology annotation, biological process: recognition of pollen; protein phosphorylation. Gene Ontology annotation, molecular function: protein serine/threonine kinase activity; ATP binding. Lineage: Eukaryota; Viridiplantae; Streptophyta; Magnoliopsida; Asterales; Asteraceae. The record is from RefSeq and is a predicted model, not a curated record.